UAAUAAGUCGCUCGUCUCCAAAGUCCAAACAAAACCCUAGUCUUUUUAAAGAUUUUUAGACGCAACACCCCGGUGUACAAAAGCCCGAGCUUUGCGUAAGUUUAACGAAGGAGCGAAUGGCCUGGACGAUAUUCACUGACGGUGCUUCCUCCACAACGGCUACUCUACUUCCCUUUCGCUUAAGCUCUCUCUACCGCAAAAACGGCGUCCAUGUCUGCCUUCACCGCUUCUUAUCGAAGCCUCUUCGCGUUGGAGUCGCGAUGCCUACCGCGCCCGCCAGACUCACUGUCUCCCUCACACACACCUCAACCUCCUUGUCUCCGGUUGUUGCCUCCGCAAUGACUACUGAGGCCUCUGCUAAGGUAAUUGAUGGAAAAUUAGUGGCGAAGCAAAUCCGAGAUGAGAUAGCUGCUGAAGUGUCCAGGAUGAAGGAGUCAGCAGGCAUUGUUCCGGGGUUGGCAGUUAUUCUUGUCGGGGAUAGAAAGGACUCUGCAACUUAUGUACGCAAUAAGAAAAAAGCUUGUGAAUCUGUGGGGAUUAAUUCUUUUGAAGUGCACUUGCCUGAGGAAUCCACUGAACAAGAAGUGCUAAAGUCUAUUUUGGGCUUCAAUGACGAUCCAUCGGUUCAUGGAAUCCUUGUUCAGUUGCCUCUACCUUCUCAUAUGAAUGAGGAGAAUAUCUUAAAUGCGGUUAGCAUUGAGAAAGAUGUGGACGGUUUUCACCCACUAAACACUGGUCGUCUUGCAAUGAGAGGUAGAGAACCUUUGUUUGUCCCAUGCACGCCUAAAGGAUGCAUAGAGCUGUUGCAUAGAUAUGGUAUUGACAUCAAAGGAAAGAGGGCAGUUGUGAUUGGCCGAAGCAAUAUUGUCGGAAUGCCGGUCGCAUUGUUGCUGCAAAACGAAGAUGCCACUGUCAGUAUCAUCCAUUCUAGAACCAAGAACCCUGAGGACAUCACUAGACAAGCAGAUAUUAUAAUCUCAGCUGUUGGGCAACCAAAUAUGGUCAGGGGAAAGUGGAUAAAGCCUGGUGCGGUUGUAAUUGAUGUUGGAAUUAAUCCAGUUGAGGAUGCAGCACAUCCUCGAGGAUACCGUUUAGUAGGAGAUGUCUGUUAUGAGGAGGCAUGCAAGGUUGCUUCAGCUGUUACUCCAGUGCCUGGCGGAGUUGGGCCAAUGACCAUUGCUAUGCUUCUCGCAAAUACUCUUAGCGCGGCUAAAAGGGCAUACAACCUUGCGUGAGCGCUACGGGAUUUUCAAGUUAAAGCAUAAUGGAGAAAAUUCAUCAUGCAGAUGAAUCUUUGGUUGUCAGGGGAUAGCUUCCUUGUUAUUUAACAAUUUGGGUAUUGCGUCACUUGCUUCACAGCAUGCAAUAUCUCUAGUUUACACAGUUAAACUCAACAAGAUAUUAUUGAAGGAAGUCAGAGCAUCAAUUUUUCACCAGAAGCGUAUACAUAUAUGAAUAGAGGGCUAUGACAGCUAGAUUUAUGCUGAGGUCCACAGCUAACUGUGGCAUCAGGUGAUGCCUGAUGAUAUUAUGUUUAGCCAUUUGCGGCCUUUUUCUUAAAGAGAGAGGGUUUCUUUAUUUGAUUUGAUAUUUUUUGACAGAGAGAUGGUUUAUUACUUUAUUUCUCUAUGAUAAAGCACCUCAUUCCGGAGUUUGUUUCGAUAUGUAAUUUCAUGCAUUUUGGCUCUUAAUUAAGAUGCUAGAAUUUAUGGA
Tripterygium wilfordii is the source of this 1713-nucleotide messenger RNA. Its product is annotated as bifunctional protein FolD 4, chloroplastic. Lineage: Eukaryota; Viridiplantae; Streptophyta; Magnoliopsida; Celastrales; Celastraceae. Gene Ontology annotation, molecular function: methenyltetrahydrofolate cyclohydrolase activity; methylenetetrahydrofolate dehydrogenase (NADP+) activity. The transcript has 5 exons. Gene Ontology annotation, biological process: tetrahydrofolate interconversion. Bases 117 to 1235 code for a protein of 372 amino acids. The record is from RefSeq and is a predicted model, not a curated record. Gene Ontology annotation, cellular component: cytosol.